GCCAGGAGCCCCAACAGGUCUGCAGAGGGUAGCCCUUUUCCUGGGGAGUAGGUCCUUUGACAAGGCCUUGUGGCCAGGGAGUGGGCCCGUGGGGGUCUUGGGCUGUCACUGGGACUCCACAGAGCCAUGCAGAACCCUGGGCCAUGACGGACUACUCAGAUGUGAUCAUCGGCACAGAGGCGACAGAACUGAGCAAGACUGAGUUCUGCAAUCCUGCUUUCGAGCCCGAAGCAGCACCGCCUUGUCCUCCUUCGGCCUUCCUGCAAGAUGCCAGCUGCAGCGCCCGAGCUCCCUGGCACGGUCAGCGUCACCGAAGGAUGCGGCCAGACUGCCACUUCUCUUGGCUCUGUGUCUUCCUGCUCUUCCUCCUGCUGCUCCUGCUGCUCGGGCUGCUGGUGGCUGUCAUCCUGGCCCAGUUGCAGGCUGCACCCCCAUCUGGAGCCACGGAGAGCCUUCGGUCCACCGCCAGAGCCACCCCUACCAGCACCACCACCUCCCCGGCAAUUGCAGAGCAGCAGGAGGCAGGCAUGAGUCCCCCACACCAGGCCUCCUGUGGGGGCCUCCUUCCUGGUCCAAGAGGCUUCUUCAGCAGCCCCAACUACCCAGACCCUUAUCCGCCCAACACCCACUGUGUGUGGCAUAUCCAGGUGGCCACAGACCACACAGUACAGCUCAAGAUCGAAGCUCUCAGCAUGGAAAGUGUGGCCUCCUGUCUUUUCGAUCGCUUGGAAAUCUCCCCAGAGCCAGACGGCCCCCUCCUUAGGGUCUGCGGGAAGGUGCCUCCUCCCACGCUCAACACCAACACGAGCUGCCUCCGGGUGACCUUUGUCUCUGACAGCAGUGUAGAAGAGUCUGGUUUCCAAGCCUGGUACCAGGCUGUAGCCCCCGGGCAUGAGAGCUGUGCCCAGGAUGAGUUCCCCUGUGACCAGCUCAUCUGUCUGCUGCCUGAAUCAGUGUGUGAUGGUUUUGCCAACUGUGCGGAUGGCAGUGACGAGGCCAACUGCAGUGCUCCGCUCUCCGGGUGUGGGGGGAACCUGACUGGGCUCCAUGGCACCUUUUCUACUCCUAACCACCUGCAGCAGUACCCUCAGCAGCAGCUUUGCACCUGGCAUAUCUCAGUGCCUGCGGGACACGGUGUAGAACUACAGUUCCUCAACUUCAGCCUGGAUGCACAGGAUGAGUGCAAGUUUAACUACGUGGAGGUGUAUGAGGCCAGCAGCUCUGGAGCCCUCAGCCUCCUGGGCAGGUUCUGUGGAGCAGAGCCACCCUCCCACCUCACCUCCUCACAUCAGGAACUGGCUGUGCUCUUCAGGACGGAAGAUGGCGUCAGCGGCGGGGGCUUCUCAGCCAGCUACCGGGCCUUGAAUGCCACAGAGAACCCCUGUGGGCCCAGAGAGCUCUUCUGCCAGGACGGAGGGUGUAGGGAUCUGCAGGGGAUAUGUGACUGGUGGAGAGACUGUGCAGACGGCAGCAAGAACAACUGCAGCAGCUUCUUGUUUCCACCCCCAGUGCUGGCCUGUGAACCCAUCCAGGUGGAGAUGUGCACGGGGCUGAGCUACAACACCACAGCCUUCCCGAACAUCUGGGUGGGCAUAACCACCCAGGAGGAAGUGAUUGAUCUCCUCAGAGGCUACAAGAGCCUGGCCAGUCUUCCCUGCUACCAGAAUUUCCGGAGGCUCCUCUGCGGGCUGCUUGUGCCUCGCUGCACCCCACUAGGCAGCAUCCUCCCCCCUUGCAAGGCCGUCUGCCAGGAGGCAGAGCGUCAGUGUCGGUCUGGCCUGGCCCUACUGGGCACCCCUUGGCCCUUCAACUGCAACAGGCUGCCUGAGGCAGCUGGCCUGGAAGCAUGUGCCCAGCCCUGACCCAGAAGCCGGCCCCUGUCCUCUGCCUGCCCAGCCUCCUUUUGCCUGUGUGGGCAGGCGGGGAGGGAGCAAAGGAAGAGGGACCUUUGCCGGGGACUCCACAUCUCCUCUGGGACUUCCCAGGGAGAAAGAGGAGGAGCCCCCCAACCCCAGCUUAAUGGAACACUCCCACCCUCACUCUCCUUCCUUGCCCCUUUGUUUGCCAGAGGGCCCACAGGGGCACCAUCCACCGUCUCUGACCCCGACUUCCCCUCUCACACCUUGCCCUCUUCCGGCUGCCUUUUCAAUUCUACCACCUGCCCCUCGGCUUUCUC
Chinchilla lanigera (long-tailed chinchilla) is the source of this 2176-nucleotide messenger RNA. RefSeq names its product membrane frizzled-related protein (gene Mfrp). The transcript has 13 exons. The coding region runs from base 144 to 1862 and encodes 572 amino acids. Gene Ontology annotation, molecular function: protein binding. Lineage: Eukaryota; Metazoa; Chordata; Mammalia; Rodentia; Chinchillidae. The record is from RefSeq and is a predicted model, not a curated record.